AUGGCCUCGACCUUACCGACACUGCCAGCGAACGGCAUGGAGGGCGCUGGCUACGUGUGGGUGCUCGAACACCUUCUCGCAUACCCUGGAACGUAUGAGAUCCCUUUGCGCACUAUGUACACACUCAACUGCAGCACGGCGACCCCUCCAUCACAAUCUUCAUCACCAAAGCUGUCAGGAAAUGCCUUCGCCACGCCAACUUCAUCAUCGCAGGAAGAUCAGAACAAGAUCACUCAGACGGCAGCCGCUCAGCUUAAAGCAUCACUGAUGCAGCACAUCACGCAGCUUCCCCACCAACCGACCUCGCUACCUCCAAGCUUCAUCACCUCGUUCGUCCGCCGUUGCUUUCCCGAAAAUGUCGAAGGUGUCGACUUCGCGCAGACAUUGACUGCUCUUGACUAUCUCAAGGAUUUGGAAGUGAGACGACGGCGGGAGGUUGUCGCUGCUCUCGAUAAGCUGGGUAUAUCGAGAGACGACAUCUGUCAACGCGAGACACUGGCAAAGAAGUACCCAGGAGUGAUGCAGUGGAUCGAGGGCAUCGAGGACAAGGAACGAAAGGUUGAGAGCCUCUACACUCAGGUCUACCUGGGCAUAAGACGGUGGGCGAUGAUCAAUGAGCUAUCGCUGGUUCCCUUCAACAAGGUCAACUGCAUAGCUAUGCUGAACACUCUCUACCCACCUUCUAUGGUGCAUCCGGCUACAUUCAUACAGCCCACUGUACAGCUGACGGCGACUGUUCUUUCCACGCAGCGACAAGGCUUUUUCCGCUACAUCAAUGGUGUCGAAAAGACCGGUGCUGGCAUCUUGCGCAGACUGAUGGAAGAACACAAGCGCGAAGGAGAGCUGACUGGAUGGCCUGUUGUCCGAGAGACUCUUGACAACUACCUGCGAAUGGCGAACAGCAUUAUUGAGGAGAGCUUUGAAGUCACUGGAAAUUGCGUCUCCCCUACGACUUCGGACUUCGAGCACAAGGUCGAGGAGGACGUACGCCGUAAGGUGGACUCUGGUAUCUCUUUCGGCUCUAGCAAUUCGUCGAACCGCAAUUCUGCACAAUCUGAGAAGAGUCACGCCACUCGUCCAAGCACCAGUAGCAGCCUCAGUACUCACAGUCGCAAAGCCUCGAAUGAUAAGCCUGUCGAUGAUGACGACGAUGUCACUCUCACUGGCAAGACUCCAGGCACCACACUAGAGCGCAUAGCUCGUGAGCUACGUCGCAUGAAGUCCAGUAAGAGCGUGCGGGAUGCUGGGGCCAGCCGCAUAGCAUCCGUCAAUCUCGAACCUGCCGAUGUUGCCAUCCCGGCAACCCCAACAGAGCCCAACGCACCAGCAACCGGCCGGCCGCGUGGUCUCAGCAUCAAGCGAAGUUUGCGAAACAUGCGCUCAAAGACUGCCCUGCGCGUAGAAGAGCCAAGUCGACCAUCGAGCAGGAUCGAGGGCGAUCAGCAGGGUGCUAUUCCUGCUUUCGAUGCAGAGGAGAUGAGACGUCGACGGAUGAUUUGGGAAGCUCAGCACACCAAGAAGAACUCUGAAGGCAUGUUCUGA
This is a messenger RNA of Cyphellophora attinorum, 1542 nucleotides long. RefSeq lists its product as uncharacterized. The transcript has a single exon. The coding region runs from base 1 to 1542 and encodes 513 amino acids. The record is from RefSeq and is a predicted model, not a curated record. Lineage: Eukaryota; Fungi; Ascomycota; Eurotiomycetes; Chaetothyriales; Cyphellophoraceae.